AAACGUACUGAACGCAGACCGGGAAAGCCGUGAAAGCACGACAAGCCAAUCAUUAUGGGGCUAAUGCACGCCUCUUUAGCUUAGCUCGGCCAAUCAGAGUGUGAUUCUGAAGGGAGUGCCCCAUCCCCCACUAAACCGCCCUGCCAAGCUGUAGUUUAGGAAGUUAAUGACGUCUCUGCAUUUGCAGGCCGCCGACGCAGGGUUGGGUUUCUAUUUUCACAGCCGGGAUUCGGGGGGAACAACAACAUGGAACCGGAGAUGGAGGACAACACGUUGGAAUUAAUGAGCUCUGUGCCUCGCUCUCUCUGGCUGGGCUGCUCCUCGGUGGCAGAGAGUUUGUGUGCACUCAGGUGCCUGCAGAGCAUCCCCUCUACCCGGGCUCACAACCAGAACACGUCAGUCAUGGAGUCCCAGAACCACGUAGACGACCUCUCCCCAAAGAAAACCACAAUUCUCACCAAGCUUAGUAAUGGUCCUGUAAUGACAGGCUCUCGUAAGCGUCCGUCAGAGGGGAACUGUGACAAGGAGAAGGAGCAGUGCAUCGCCCUGUUUGACCAGUGGUCUGAGACUGACCAGGUGGAGUUUGUAGAACACCUCAUCUCCCAUAUGUGCCACUACCAACACGGCCACAUCAACUCCUACCUCAAACCCAUGCUUCAACGGGACUUCAUCACAGCACUGCCAGCCCAGGGUCUGGACCACAUAGCAGAGAACAUCCUGUCUUUCCUGGACGCACAGUCUCUGUGCUCCGCGGAGCUGGUGUGUAAGGAGUGGCAGAGGGUGAUCUCAGAGGGCAUGCUCUGGAAGAAACUCAUAGAACGCAUGGUGCGCACAGACCCCCUCUGGAAGGGCCUGUCAGAGAGGCACCAGUGGGAGAAGUAUCUGUUCAAGAACCGAACGACAGAAGUCCCGCCCAACUCCUACUACCACUCCCUCUACCCCAAGAUCAUCCAGGACAUAGAGACUAUUGAGGCUAACUGGCGGUGUGGCAGACACAACCUACAGAGGAUCCAGUGUCGGUCAGAGAAUAGUAAAGGAGUCUAUUGCCUCCAGUACGAUGACGAUAAGAUCAUCAGUGGCCUUAGAGACAACUCCAUAAAGAUCUGGGACAAGCAGUCUCUGGAGUGUCUGAAGAUCCUGACAGGUCAUACAGGCUCGGUGCUCUGUCUGCAGUAUGAUGAGAGAGUCAUUGUCACUGGCUCCUCCGACUCCACUGUCAGGGUGUGGGACGUGACGUCAGGUGAAGUACUGAACACUCUGAUCCAUCACAACGAGGCGGUGCUCCACCUGCGCUUCUGCAACGGUCUGAUGGUGACGUGUUCCAAGGAUCGCUCCAUCGCCGUGUGGGACAUGGCCUCGCCCACCGACAUCAGCCUCCGGCGCGUCCUCGUGGGGCACCGAGCCGCCGUCAACGUGGUCGACUUCGACGACAAAUACAUUGUGUCGGCGUCUGGAGACCGCACCAUUAAGGUGUGGAGCACCAGUACGUGUGAGUUUGUGCGCACUCUAAACGGACACAAGCGAGGCAUCGCCUGCCUGCAGUACAGAGACAGACUAGUGGUCAGCGGCUCCUCAGACAACACCAUACGGUUAUGGGAUAUAGAGUGUGGAGCGUGUUUGCGUGUGUUGGAGGGUCAUGAGGAACUGGUCCGCUGCAUUCGCUUCGACAACAAGAGGAUCGUCAGUGGUGCCUACGAUGGUAAGAUCAAGGUGUGGGAUUUGCAAGCUGCUCUGGAUCCACGAGCCCCAGCCAGCACCUUGUGCCUGCGCACACUGGUGGAGCACUCGGGACGUGUGUUCCGGCUGCAGUUUGACGAGUUCCAGAUCAUCAGCAGUUCCCAUGACGACACCAUCCUCAUCUGGGACUUCUUGAAUGUGUCGACCAAUGGCCAGUCAGAGGGCCGGUCCCCCUCACGGACCUACACCUACAUCUCCAGAUAGCAGGUGGUGCCAUCAUACUGCAGCGAGUACUGGAGGAGCUGAUAUCUGAUUGGCUGAUGGAGUGUGUGUUGCAGAGGCGCUCAACUAGUCUUCUUCCUCAUCCUUUUGUCAGUACCCGUUUUCUGACAAGGACUCUCCCACCACACCCCUGAAACCCAUACACACUGCAACGUAUGCACACACACCUGCACGUUCAUGUUCCAUCACUGGCUUAUGUUCCCCAAUCUACAGUAACCCACCAACAGUGGACUAGACAUAUCUUACUCCUUACAUUAGUAAAUCCCUUCAGAAGUCCUACCUUAAGCUCUAGUUCUUCAGUUCCCAACCCUGCCUAGACAUACACGGAUGGAUAGAGAAUGACCUUGGCGCUGCAGAGUGGGAGAGAGAGACUCUUGAACUCAGCUCUGAGAGAAGGUGGAUGAGAGAUGGAGGGAGGAAUAAAGACCCCUCUCACUCCAUCUCUCCUGGUUCUUUCGCUUCUUCUGUCUGGAGUGAAUGCUUGUUUGGGACACACACUCAAGUGUUUGUGUGCGUGUGUGUGGUGUGUGUGUGGAGACUUGGGAAAUGCCGUGAAGAGACUGGGCUUGUUGCCGUGGUUGCUGAGGAUACAGCGUCCUGGCAACACCUUUUUGUUUUUUCUUUUUGACUCUUACAUUCUUACGGUUUGUUUUUUAUUAUUUUGUAAUUUUAUUUGACAACAUUUUGUUCUUAUUAAAAUCAUACUAAGCAUUGUAGUUCUCUAUCUCUGUCAUUCACUGUUCUAUUGUCACUUUUCCUUUCCAUCUCUCUGAUCCUCUGUGCUUGUUAUGAGAGAAUCUGGAACUCUGGGCUCAGUUUAGCUGUAAACUGAGUUGUCUUGUCAAAAAAUGUCUAUAUUAAAAUGAUUUUUUUUU
Molecule: messenger RNA, 2834 nt
Organism: Oncorhynchus keta (chum salmon)
Lineage: Eukaryota; Metazoa; Chordata; Actinopteri; Salmoniformes; Salmonidae
Product: F-box and WD repeat domain-containing 11-B-like
Exons: 14
Coding region: 247-1941 (564 amino acids)
Molecular function (GO): protein dimerization activity
Source: RefSeq, a predicted model, not a curated record